GCAUUGCAACUACAUAUGCCACCAAUUUUCUCGAAAUGGUUCAAAUCGAAAGACAACUUUAUAGCUGAGACAAUGUUUCCGAUCUCUGAAAAGGUGGCUUUGGUGACCGGCGCUCUAGGUGGGAUCGGUCAGGAAUACAUCAGGGCUCUGCUCCAGAACAACAUUAAGGGUGUUGCAUUGGUGGAUAUAAAUGAUGCUUGUGCCGAGAAGUUUAUAGAGGAUCUGAAGAAGUGCUUCCGAGGGCAGAGAUUAUUUUUCAUAAAGGCCGAUGUAACGGAUUUGCAGCAAUUAGAAGAUGCUUACAAAAAGACGAUAGAUCAUUUCCAUCAUCUAGACAUCGUCGUCAAUAAUGCAGGCGUUCUGGAUGAGAGAAAUUUCGAACGGACACUCAACAUAAACCUGAUAGCGACAAUUAGAAGCACGUAUUUGGCGUUUAACAAGUAUUUGAAAGACUUCAAAGGAGGCGACGAGGCCGUCGUGGUGAACACCUCAUCGAUAGUUGGCCUGAUGCCGUAUGACUGCAUUCCCACGUAUUCACUCACCAAGCGAGGGGUGAUCACGUUGGGAAUGGUGAUGGGCACGAAAGGCCACUACGAGAGGACCAAAGUGAAGAUCAUCACAAUCUGUCCCGGAGGCACCGAAACGCCGAUGCUCGACAUGUAUUCGGACAUGCCCGAUGAACUGGCGGAGAUGAGCGAAGGUCUGAUGAACGAGAGCACUUUUCAGAGUCCGGAGUUCCUUGGAAAAGGCUUAAUCAAGAUUCUGCACGAGGCGACAAAUGGUUCCGUCUGGAUCUGCCAGAAUUGUCAGCCCGCCACGCAAGUCCACAUCGAAAAGAACAACGUACUGCUCAAAUCCAAACACUGACCACCCACCCUGUCCAUCCAUAAAUUAUAAAUCUACAUCUAUUCAUGUUUUUCUCUCUCUUCCUUUUCCACUUCAUCUUCAAAUGAACUAUUAAUAUGUUUUAUAUAUUAAGUGUUCAAUAUUAAAUAAAAUAAUAUAUUUACAAGUAAA
Molecule: messenger RNA, 1017 nt
Organism: Nicrophorus vespilloides
Lineage: Eukaryota; Metazoa; Arthropoda; Insecta; Coleoptera; Silphidae
Product: 15-hydroxyprostaglandin dehydrogenase [NAD(+)]-like
Exons: 5
Coding region: 16-867 (283 amino acids)
Cellular component (GO): cytoplasm
Molecular function (GO): oxidoreductase activity, acting on the CH-OH group of donors, NAD or NADP as acceptor
Source: RefSeq, a predicted model, not a curated record